AUGAAGGCUUUCACCAUUAUCCUUGGCCUGGCUAUCGCCUCUUCGGCCAACGCGAUCGCCGUUGACGGCAGAGUCCUCGAACAAGGCUUCACUGAGCGCGCUUGCGGCACUACUGGCGCUCCUUGCACUAGCGGCGACGAUUGCUGCACCUACUGCGACCCAUACUCCGGCUGGACAUGUACCGAUGUGACAUCCAGCUGUGUGGAGAAGGGCACCUUCUCUCCCUACGGUGCGGGCAGCUGCUGCAGUAAAAAGGCUGAUAGCAAUGGCAACUGUCUUUAA
Messenger RNA from Colletotrichum truncatum, 282 nucleotides. RefSeq lists its product as uncharacterized. The record is from RefSeq and is a predicted model, not a curated record. Lineage: Eukaryota; Fungi; Ascomycota; Sordariomycetes; Glomerellales; Glomerellaceae.